AUCUCACAGGUCCAGUUACAAUGCUUGCAGCAGUAGUAUCAGUCAUAGCCGGAGUGGGAACCUCGAUCUUGAACUCUUGGAAGCUGGUGAAUGAGUAAAUUUCUGAUUCAGUGAUGGAAUAAUCAGAUACUAAAAUUAAAUCUACUUUGAUUUAAUUGUGCAUUUUGACACUGACAUGCUGCAAGUCACGUGCAGUUACCCCUCUAUUGAAAAUCGAGUCUUUUGCGAUUGGUUGUUUCAUCUUCUCUUUACCUCCACCGUGGAGCGUUAUGGCGUCGUAUCUCUGCUAUAUUACGAUAGAGGUCGUCGUCCGUUGUAGCUGUUCAUGGCUUCGAGUUAGAAAAUUGUAGGGUUGUAAGAUGCAUUCAGUUCAUUUGUGAAUAAAUACUGAUUCAAUGCAUUGUUGAUUAUUAGAUAAUCACAGCUCGUGAUAGUUUAUAAUAUAAUCGCUCUUAUAAAUUUCGAUCUUAUCUUUACACUGUGUCGUAGCGUUGCGGUUAUCUUGAAAUUUUAGGGUGCGUUGAUAUACUUUGGAAAUACCGGUUGUGUUGUUCAAAAGAGUCACCGGUAUCGUCAUAAAAUUUCAUUAGAUAAACGUACGCGACUAAAUUGGAUUUACGUAUUACAUGUCGGUAAUGGAAUAGCCUUGUAAUAACUGAAUUGCUACGCGAAAUAUUAUCGAUUGUGAAAAUUUCUUUAAAAAAGCAACAUGAUUCUUCGACGGAAAUCAGUGCACAACUGCAACUGCCCUUGUCAUCAGCAUUGUUCUACGAAAUGUGCAGAAGAUGUAGAGAGUAUGACUGGUGAAAUUGAAAAUGGGGAUUUGGCAAUUCGAGAUGUUGCUGACCUUCUCCAAUCACAGUAUGCUAUUAUAGCAGGAGGGAAAACUCGAGAAGGUUGCCCCAUAAUUACUUUUCCUGAUAAUGGCAAUUUUCACAACUUAUCUGAUGUGGAUUAUCAACGUCUCAUGUUAUAUCUUACCUCUGUGCCAACGUUACAAGAAGCUGAUCUUGGAUUUCAUUUAAUAAUUGACAGAAGAAAUGAUAAAUGGAAUUCUGUAAAAACUGUAUUGUUAAAAAUUUCUGGCUUUUUUCCUGGUUUAGUUCAUGUAGCGUAUGUACUACGUCCAGCUGGAUUUUUACAAAAAGCUAUUUCAGAAGUGUCAAAUAAAUUAUUUAGGGAAGACUUUAAAUUUAGAGUUAUAUUUUUAGCAAAUGUUGCUGAACUUCAUGAAUUUAUAGAUAAAGAUCAACUAACUGAACAACUGAGUGGCACUUUACCAUAUUGUCACCACACUUGGAUUCAAAAUAGAAUUAGUUUAGAAAAAUUUUCAUCAAUGACCCAAGACGUAUCGCUUGCAUUGGACUCUUUUACACGGCGAUUAGCCGAGAUUGAAUUUCCUAACAAUACUAUAGCAACGACAUCUUUAUUAUCUCAACAACAAGUUGAAUAUAAUGAAUUAAAGGAAGAAAUUCUUAGUGCUGCAAGACAUGGAGAAGCACUUUUGGACAGUGUAAGACAACUAACUGGAAAAGGAACGGCUGAUAGAUUAGGAAAUGUGGCAGCGAUAGAACGAUUACUUGUUCAGCUAGAAGAAACAGAACGAACUUUUGAUUUAUUUUGGUCACAUCAUAGUUCUCGUUUAAGACAUUGUCUAGCUUUGAGACAAUUCGAGGCUGACUUUAGAGAAUUGCAAGCAACAUUGGACCAACAUUUAAAAACCAUAGAAGAGAUGACAGAAGUAGGGGAGACUCAAGCAAGGGUUGAACAAUUACUCUGUGACACAUCAGCAUUUCAGAGAAUAUGUAGAGGAGAUAUAGAACGAGCAGAGGAAGUAAUAUCUGCUGGUCAACAACUGCUAUCUGGGAGGCAUCAGUGUCCUACAGAUGUUGUAGAACCUAAAUGUGUGGAACUACAGAGAAUUUGUACUAUUUUAAGUCAAAGGCUGGAAAGACGGUUACAUAUGUUAACCAAAUGUAGAGAACUAAUGGAGCGUAUAGACAAGGCAAAUGCAUGGUGCACACGCGGAAUAGAAUUGCUUGCAUCACAAAAUAACUCAACACCGCCUGAUCAAGCACUUCAAGAAUUGCAAGAAUUAAUUGAAGCUGCAGAGGAAUUCCAUCAUCCCAGAUGUAUUUUUCAAGAUUCUAUAAUGCCGGAAACAAAAGCUCUUAUUACUCAAGUUCUACAAAGAAUAGAAGAUGUAUCUUUAAUGUGUGAUAAAAGAAUUAUGACACUAAAGCAGCAAUUAAUUAAGCCUGCAAGACCAGUUCAAACUGUAACUCCUGAACCAGUUAAACCAUUGCAAUCACUGCCUCAAAUUGUAAAACCUGGUAGAAUUCUAAAAAAAGCUAACACGAUGCCGAAGAUGGAGAUGAGUCCCAUAGAAGGAGAAUCAUCAUCACCGGAAAGUGAAUCUAAAGAUGUAGAAGCUUUACGUUUAAAACGAGGACAUGUUUUAGCGGAACUUGUUGAAACAGAACGGAUUUACGUUGCCGAGCUAGGUUCCAUAAUUAAAGGAUAUAAAAUGGAAUUAACAAACGAAGCAAUGGCUCAUUUAAUACCGGCAGCAUUAGUAGGCAAAGGAGAUAUUUUAUUUGGUAACUUAGAAGACAUUUAUAUUUUUCAUGGAGAAACGUUUUUAAGAGAUUUAGAAAAUUGUAUUUCAAAUACUGAACUUGUUGCAUUGUGUUUUGUACAGAGGCGUGACGUAUUCUUCAGAUUAUAUAGUUAUUACUGUCAAAAUAUUCCGAGGUCUGAAAAAUUGCGAGAACAAAUACAAAACGAACCUCAAUUUCUUGCAACUUGCCAACAAAGACUCGGUCAUAAAUUACCUCUGGCUGCAUACCUUCUAAAACCUGUGCAACGUAUAACGAAAUAUCAGUUAUUAUUGAAAGAUCUUUUAAAAUACAGCGAGGAACCAUCAUGUUCCACUGAGUUACAAGAAGCGUUAGAUUGUAUGCUUGUUGUAUUGAAAUGCGUUAACGACAGCAUGCAUCAGACUGCUAUUACAGGAUUUGCCGAAGAUUUAAAUGCACAAGGCGAGCUCUUAUUACAAGGCUCUUUUAGCGUAUGGAGCAGUAGUAAGCGAGAACGAUUACUUAGGUUGAAACCAUCUCAGCGUCAUAUUUUUUUGUAUGAAAAGGCUCUUAUAUUUUGUAAGCAUAGUAAACCACAAGCUCAUAACAAAGCUACAUACCAUUUUAAAAGAUAUUUGAAGAUGUCACAAAUUGGACUAACAGAAUCAGUUAAAGGCGAUGCAAGACGCUUUGAAAUUUGGCUUCAGGGUCGAGCCGAAGUGCAUACAAUACAAGCAUCUACUGUUGAAGUGAAACAAUCCUGGGUGCGUCAGAUUAAAGGGGUUUUAAUGUCCCAAUUGGCUGAACUUAAAGGAAAACAGAAUUCUGCUCUCGGAAAAACCAAUCAUAAACCAUUGCGCCAGACGAUUUCAUGGGAAGCUCAAGGCAGUGUUUCUGGAUCUUUGCGAACUCUUUCAGUUGACGGUAGUAGUGUAGUAGGAAACAUUACAGAUCUUUUACAAUCAACGGAGGAUGAUGUCGGUUGGAGUUCAGAAAAUAGUAACACGGACGAUGAAGAUGCUUUUAGCGAAAAUCCUGGUCCAGCUCCUGGUGGAAGAUAUGUAGCACUGGCUGAUUAUUGCGCAGUUGGACAGUCAGAGGUAACUAUGCGUGAAGGGGACAACCUAGAACUCCUUAAAGUUGGUUGUGCUGGGUGGUGGUUUGUAAAACUAAUAGGUACUGGAAUAGAAGGAUGGGCACCGGCAGCUUACUUAGAACCAAUUAAUCGAAAAACUUCGCGCAGUUCACAAUCAGUGAACAGUCAAGAAACCAUAUGAAACAGGCGUCUGACACACUAGGUUUUCCUAGUGUGUUAGGUUCGUACGUAUUUAAAGAACACCAGUUAUUAAACUCAAAUGUUAAAAGUCACGUGUGAGGAGUUUUGUAAUGCAAGGAUAUGGUUAAGACUUUGGAAAUUUUGCAUAACGUAUGUAUGACACUUCUUUUAAACUAUACAAUAAUAGCAAUAUGUGCUUGAUUAGUAUGAUUAACAAUGAAUAAUGGUAGUUACACAUAACUUCCAAAAUUACCAUUGGAUGGAAAUAAGUUUUAGACGCUAAUGUGAUUAUUUAAUCCUUUAUGAAAAAGGUUUAAGUAAUAAGAAAUCAGGGAGUAAAAAAAUGUAUAAAUUUUUUUACUACGUAAAGUUACGAAAAAUUUGUUGGUAAAGUGCUUUAUGCAAGCAAAUAGAAUUUGCAUUUACUAAAUAAAUGUACUAUUGAUAAUAUUUAUUCUUACAAAGAAAAUAAUAUUUAUAGAAUUGUAUAAAAUGUAAUUCAAUAGGGAAUGAAAAAAAAUAUGUGCACGUAAAAUUGUUACAGGUUAUACAGAUUUGAGAUAAGUUGCAUAGUGUAAUAUUGAAAGAAAAUUACUACAAUGAAAUGGAAUCAUUUCAAUUAUUCAGUUACUAUUCCCAUAAGAAUUGCAUGCAAUCUUAUCUAUACUUAUGACCUGUAUAAUAUUCGAAUGUGUGCAAAUAUUCCAAAGUUCGUAUAUUGAAUGAGAUUUUAAAAAUUCUUCCGGUUUGUGUUAAUAAUUUGUUAAUAAUAAUUGAUAUAUUUUUAAACAAAAUAUAUACUUGGUUAUAAUUGUGAAAUGGAAUCAAAUACGUAUGUAUCAUAUCGAUGAAAUAUUUUUUAGUAAUUUUAUAUGUAUAAGUUUUCUAGUACACUUAUAUUUAUUUAUUUCUAUAGGUAAUAUAGUACAAUGCAAAUUAAAACAUUCUCUUUAUAUUGAAGAGAUUUUAGAAUAUUUGCAAACUAUCGAGGAGUGGUUAAAAAGCCUUUAAAAUGACAGCAGGUGAUAAAAUAUUUAUUUGAUGUUUCUGUAAAUGAAUUUAAAAAAAAUUAACGGAAGUUCUCUGUUGGCAUAUUAAUGUAGAUACGAUAGAAAAUAUAUUGUUAUGUCUUUAUGACCAAACAGCUUGAUACUAGUACUAUUUUAGUAUAUAUAAAUGACCUAUUUAAAGUAUUUAAAUAAAAGGAAAACGAAAGAUUACGAAGUAUUAAAAUAACAAUAUACACGAGUUUUUUAGGGGAUAAAAAGAUUGACACCAAGUUUUAUGCAAUAUACGUAUACACUGUAAUAAAUUUUAGAAUGUAACAUUUUAGUAAAAGAAGCAAUUUCAAUUUUAGUGAAUCUUACCAAUGUCUUAAGUAUAUAACAAUAAUGAACUGUAUAUAAUAAUGUUAUUUGUACUAAAAAUUUAUAUUGACGCAUAAAAUCUAAUUUAAAACAUUAUUUUAUAGGUAUAAAGUGCAAUAAUUAUGUUCAACUUAUGAUUAAAACUAACAAAUAUUUCGUUAACAGUUCAUAAUACUUAUUUAAGUAUUAUGAAUAUUAUUUAUUUAUUUUUUCUUUUCUUAUUAUAUAUAUCACAAUUCUCUAUGUGAUUAUAAGAUACACGUAUUGAGUACAAAUAAUUUAUUUUAAUACUUCAUGUUAUAAUAAUUAAGCUUAAAAUCUGUAAUAAAUAUAUGUGCAUAAUUUGAACAUAAGACUUUUAGUUAUGCUUAAGUGUUUUAUUCAUAGAAAUUGUGAGUUUUUGACCAAAGAGUCUUUUGUAUUUUUCUUUGGUAAAGUAAAAAAUACAGAAAACUGUUAAUUUAUAAUUAUGAAUAUAAGCAGUUGAUUUUAUUAUUCUUGAUUUUGAUUUUGCGAUUAAAUAUCAUUAUAAUUCUUAUCCACAUUUACACCGUCCUGAUACUGACUAGUUAUAGAAUUUUAUUGAAUAAACAUAAUUUUAUUUUCUGUUUUUUUUACUGAAUUUAUAUGCCAUGAAAGUUAUCUUAAAAUCGUUGUAGUGCUUAAUAGAUAUUCAUAUACAGCAAUAGUGAGUGUUUGUGAACAUUUCUUUUGUUUCCUUUCAGUUGAAACGUGUGUGUGAAUACUAUAAAGAAAUAAAAGAAAAAAACAUUGCUUAAAACAUUUUUUGUAAACAAUAUUAAAUUAAUAUAUAGACAAUAAAUAUAUGUCCACCGUGGAAUAAUUUCAACGCAAAUAUACAUAUUAUGAACAUAAUAAUUUAAAGAAAUCGACAAACUAACGUUAACGUUCUUCCUUUUAGAAGUUUAUAGGCAGGAACAUUUUACAAAAACAAAGAUUUACUCUGUGCAAUAUUUAAUAAGAUUAUAGCAUAAGAUUAUUAUGUCUAAACAUAAA
Messenger RNA from Osmia bicornis bicornis, 6239 nucleotides. Its product is annotated as guanine nucleotide exchange factor DBS-like. The transcript is spliced from 17 exons. Gene Ontology annotation, biological process: intracellular signal transduction. Bases 710 to 3856 code for a protein of 1048 amino acids. Gene Ontology annotation, molecular function: protein binding; guanyl-nucleotide exchange factor activity. The record is from RefSeq and is a predicted model, not a curated record. Lineage: Eukaryota; Metazoa; Arthropoda; Insecta; Hymenoptera; Megachilidae. Gene Ontology annotation, cellular component: cytoplasm.